CUCGAGCAAGGGCAGCGCAGCCCGGGCGCCCGCGCCGGGCCGCGCCCCUCCCCAGACAUCCGCUAAAUCACAUCUUCGGACCGCUGGGGCCCCCGCCCUCCUCGGGGCGCCAUGGCGCUGCCCGCUGCUGCCCGUGGCCGCGCCGCCCUCGCCCUGGCCGUGGCCGCCGAGCUCUCCCGCCCCGGCGCCGGGAGGGCGGACAAGCCCGCCGUGGGCUUCCGCAUUCGGCGCGGGUCUUGCCGCACGGCGACGGACGGGGAGGGGACUUACACAUUUGCGCAGCCGACGACCGCUGCGGACUGUGAGCGCAGCUGCGCAGAGGACGCGGCGUGUGUGGCGUACGAGGUCACGUACCUGGUCGCGCUGUCCCCCCUGUUCGACCCUGGCAGGGCCAGGUACUGCAAGAUCCACACGCAGGCGGUCAUGAUGGCCGACAGGUCGACGAACAGGUCGGAGUGCUGGGUCAAGGAGGGCCUCAGAAGGAGGCGCGACUUCGCGCUCCUCGGGACGGGCUACUGCCUCACGGCCAGCGGGGAGCGCUUCCGUGUGGCGGCCUGGGACGUCGCGCCGCCCGGGUCCUUCGCCCACCACUUCCAGUGCCGGACCGCCUGCGACGCGGAGAGCGCCUGCACGGCGUACGAGCUCCGGAAGGUUGGCGGCAAGCUGGGCUGCAAAGUGUACACCGACCCCAUCACGCAGGUGGAGCCCUGCGAAGCGGGCAGGGACUGCUGGUGCUGGGUCGUGAGGCCGACCGCCACGCCGGCGCCCGCCCAGCAGAGCGGCGAGUCGAAGUUCUGGUGAGGCCUCGUAGUCAUUCAUGGCACGGCGUCGUGGGGAGCCCAUCAGCUUGUUCCUGCUUUGAAGAAGCAGCAGGCCUUCGGAUGGGAACGGAGGCGUAACACGCUGGCGGUGAUGAAGGUGUGCCUGCGCGAAUCCGCUGUCGGGCAUUUGCCAUUGGGGCCCAGGCCGCGCCAGUGGGACAGGGAUAUGUCAAACGAUGAGGAGGAGCUGGAGGAGGAGCUCGAGAAGGAGCCUCCUUCAGCUUAGUUUGUUCGCUGGCCGACGUGGCCAGCUUCGAAUUCGGCUCCCUCGCACGCCGCACGCCUGAAGGCGUGGUCCUGGUACGCGAGGCCCAGGCGAUCCCUUGGUGAUGACCACCGACGGCGCUCGGAGCCGAAGAAACAUCAAUCACAAUAGAGCGUUGUGGGUUCAUGUUGUGUGUCCCAGCCAGUUCGAUCAUAUCUUUCUGCUUUACAUCUUGACCACGCUCGAGAAGACCUCGCUCGAGUGUGACCGUGUUGCUCCUACUUUAUUUUGCACGCGCCUUCGAUCGGCAGUUGGCACGGCAUGUGUUUUCCGUUAGCGCCGCUUUGUGAUAUUCGGAUGCCUCAGGGCGACGCUCCUUAGAUUUACCCAGCAUGGUCACUGCCAGUUUGUGUGUCCUGACGUGCCCGUCGUGCUCUCGUAUGCUGUGACCAGUCUCGAGCCACUCUCUCUCUCUCUCAAUGGCGAAGUCGCGACCUCUGACUUGCCUUUCUCGUCCUACCUCGCCUUCGCAGCUGAUGGAUUGGUGAGGGC
Prorocentrum cordatum is the source of this 1578-nucleotide messenger RNA. The record is from the annotation of a GenBank genome assembly. NCBI's taxonomy places the organism in Eukaryota, Dinophyceae, Prorocentrales, Prorocentraceae.